CCAUUUAGCAGUCGUAACUUCCGGCGUGUGUUCGUGCGGCAGCCAUAUUUCACUUCCGUUGUUCAAGGGUAACUGAACGCAGCUCGUCGACAUGUACCGGUUCGCUAAAGCCGCCGUGAACAUCUCCGGUCAGGCCGUGAGGCAGGCGAGGCAGGUGAGGCAUGGAUCCACCGCCCCAGACUUCCACGCCAAGUACGGCAACGGCCUGAUGAUCGGAGGCACCGUCUUCUGCACGGCUGUGUGGGCAUACGUGCUGACUCAGACCGGCAUCACCUGGAAUAUGUCACCUGUUGGGAAGGUGAUGCCCCAGGAGUGGAGAGAGGCCGAGGAGUGAAGAGCCGCCAUGACUCACCCACUUCCCACCUAAUAAUAAUAAACAAUAAUAAUAACAAUAAACCUUCUGGUUGUACAGAUGAAUGACGCCUGUGUUUGUUCCAACAUGUUACUGUUUCCAAAUAAAUUAAAGUGUGAUUUCACUGA
This is a messenger RNA of Dicentrarchus labrax (European seabass), 480 nucleotides long. Its product is annotated as cytochrome c oxidase subunit 7B, mitochondrial. The transcript is spliced from 3 exons. Lineage: Eukaryota; Metazoa; Chordata; Actinopteri; Moronidae. Gene Ontology annotation, biological process: mitochondrial electron transport, cytochrome c to oxygen. The coding region runs from base 92 to 334 and encodes 80 amino acids. The record is from RefSeq and is a predicted model, not a curated record.